Molecule: messenger RNA, 1107 nt
Organism: Penicillium egyptiacum
Lineage: Eukaryota; Fungi; Ascomycota; Eurotiomycetes; Eurotiales; Aspergillaceae
Source: the annotation of a GenBank genome assembly
AUGUAUCUCGAGUCACUCUCGCCGUUGCUCUACUACCUUAUAGCGAGCGUGCUCAACAUUAUCGGACUCAAAAGACGGCGGCGAACCCGUCUUCUGUUGCUCGGGCCACUCUGGCUAUUUUCUCUGUUGUCAUUGGCUUCAUCUCAUAGGCUAUCUUGGAUGAUUGGAGCUGAUAGCACUUUUGCGAGCGUGCUUGUCUUCUAUCUACUCUACUCGACAAAGUUGCUCGUUUUUGAUCAGCAUACUGUCAACCCGGAGGUUAGCACACAUGACUGGAGCUUCGUCGACUGUUAUAGGAUAUGGAACAAUCCUCGAAAGCUACCAUUACGGCUUUCCCCCUUCGAAAAAGAGGGGCCAACUGAUUCUAUGUCUCGAGCACGUUUCUCCUUCAAUCAGUCAAUGAAGGCAGCGGGUUUGUGGGCGUUUGAACACUUUGUUUUUCAGAAAGUCUUCAUCCGUGCGCUCGGGCAAGUAGCUGUAGCCGACUUCUCACCCGCAAAGGAAAUAGCCUUCCCGCUAUCAUCCCAUCAAUUCCAAGUUCGCGCCAUUAUGUCAGUCCAAUGGAUUUGGCGAGCCUACUUCUUUCUAGAGUUUUAUCAUUCUCUUUUGGCCAUUGUGUUUGUGGCAAUCCUUCGAUUCGAUUAUCCUGGAGAUUGGCCAGCUCUCUUCGGGAGCCCAAUAGAAGCGCACAGCGUGCGGGGGUUUUGGGGUCAAUUCUGGCACCAAUUGACGAUCCCCACGUACGUCUAUUAUUCACGACUUGUUUCUCGGCAGUUGAUCGGAGUACAGCCGGGCUCAAGCUUGGAAAGGACAAUGACCGCGUUGCUUAUAUUCACGAUAUCUGGUUUCUCACACGCAUUGGUCGGAUGGGCAUUGGGAGAUGCUGCACUAUCUCGAGACGUCUUAUUCUUUCAGAUGUGUUUCCUGGCAGCAGCAGCGGAGACUGCCAUAUCCAAAAUGAAAGUCUCGAGGAGCAUCCUUUCAAGGCUGCCAGGGACGCUGCAGACGGUUGCCGGCAUGGUAUGGGUUUUUCUGUUCUUUUUCUGCAUAUCUCCAAUGUGGAUCUAUCCCAAGGUCUACCAUGUUCUAUUAAAUCCAGUAGGAUGA